Messenger RNA from Klebsormidium nitens, 1880 nucleotides. The record is from the annotation of a GenBank genome assembly. Lineage: Eukaryota; Viridiplantae; Streptophyta; Klebsormidiophyceae; Klebsormidiales; Klebsormidiaceae.
CCGUACUGUAUCGGAGUUCUUCAGGAUUUGCAAGCGGAGUAGUCCUAGCCUUCGGUGGCCGCCAAGCCUAAGCCUAUUAGGGCCGCCAUGGCAUAGGUAUUAGCUGCCGCACUAGAAGGCAGGACGAUGGCUGGAGCCGAAGCGCGUGCGCUGGGCGCCCCUUUCUGCCUUCCUUCUGCCCCACCUUCGGACCAGGCUCGCCAGCGGCGGGGACAGCUGCAAUGUGACACUGCACAAUCCAGGGGUUUCACCAAUUGUAGGAAUCAUGUGUGGCUUCCAAAAAGCUCGCCUUUCAGCCUGCAAAACCGAGGAACGCACAGCAUUCAUCAGAUCAGAAGCCUUAAUCAGGAGGACUUCUCUGUGGUUGAGACAGCACCACCACCUAAGGAACGGCAAGAAUCAAGGAGAGGAGUGAAAAGAGACACAGAUCAGCCUACUGCGAAUAUCAGAAAAGCAGCCCCAAAAUCUGACUUAAGAAGAAGUACAAAGCCCGGGCAACUUGAGGUUGACAAUGCUGUGGAUUCUUGGAUAAGGACACGGGAAGCACAGCAGGCCCCAGCUGGUCAGAAGCCCAACAGUGCAAAGCAAGUUGGCAGGAGGAGAGACUUUUUCCGAGAACGCUUUGGCCCGUUUGGUUUUGAGCCAGAUGCGCAUGUCAGAAAGGCGAUAGAGAUGCUGAGGACUGCGGAGGAUGAGGCGGCUGUGCGCGACAUGCUCGAAACUCUAUCGCGGACGGCAAAGGGAUUGAUGGUCACGCUGUUCAACACCCUAGUCAAAGAAAAGCAAGUAAACCACUGCUUGCAGGUGCUUCGCUUCAUGGUGAAAGAGCCUGGCUACACGAGGCUGGACCGGACUUUCAACAUGGCGAUCAAAGCCUUGGCAGACGCCGGGAGGCUGGCAAGAGCGGAAGCGCUGUUUACGGAGAUGAAGGAGGCAGGAAUAGCACCAGACACGGUGACAUACAACAUUCUCAUCACGGGGUAUGCAAAGAGGGGCCUGAUGCGAGACGCGGAGAAUGUGCUGGCAGCCAUGAAGGGGGCAGGUUUGAAGCCGGAUGCCUGGUCGUACAGCGCCAUGAUCGUGGUGCACUCCAAGUCGGGGCAGGCGGAGGGGGCAGAGCAGAUGAUGCAGGACAUGCUGGAACAAGGGGUGCUGCCCAACGUGUUUGCAUACACCGCCCUGAUCGCAGCUUAUGCCCGGGCCGGGGAUGUGGAAAAAGCGGAGGCGACGUUUGAGGGGAUGCAGCAAGUUGGGUGCGCGCCUGACAUUUAUGCUUUCAGUGCCAUGAUAGAUGCGUAUGCAAAGCAGGGCUUGGUGGCGCAGGCGGAAAGGACCUUCCGAGCUAUGCUUCAAGCCGGGCACGAACCAUCGGUGGUGACUUACAGUGCGAUGGUUGCUGCUUAUGCGAAAGGGGGGCAUGUAGAAAAGGCGGAGAAGAUACUGCAGGUCAUGCAAGAGGCGGGGUGUGCCCCAAACUUGUUCACGUUCAGCAGCAUGAUGGAGGCGUACGUACAGCAGAAGCGCUUCGAUGAUGCUGAGGCUAUACUCGAAUUUGUCAGAGCGGCUGGCCUGCACCCUAGUGUCCAAAUGUACACCACCCUCAUCACGGCGUUCGGCAAGGCAGAGGAAGUCGCCAAAGCGAUCAAGUAUUGGAAGUUGAUGCGGAAAGCAGGUUGUCCACCCGAUCAGGUAGCUUACCUCUCGAUGAUAGAGUUGUAUAAAAAGAUCGAUAGACCGAAAAGAGUGCAAAAACUCCAACAAGAACUGGAGAUGGCUAACCCAGAGGACAAAGACCUAAUGAGCGAAGAUUUUUUCGAAGUUCAGUAGAGAGCUCUCUUUCUCAGCUUAUCGUAUUUGAUUGUGCAAUUAACCGUCACGGC